Myxocyprinus asiaticus (Chinese sucker) is the source of this 2182-nucleotide messenger RNA. RefSeq names its product WD repeat domain phosphoinositide-interacting protein 1-like. The record is from RefSeq and is a predicted model, not a curated record. Gene Ontology annotation, biological process: autophagy of mitochondrion; nucleophagy; protein localization to phagophore assembly site. The transcript is spliced from 13 exons. Gene Ontology annotation, molecular function: protein binding; phosphatidylinositol-3-phosphate binding; phosphatidylinositol-3,5-bisphosphate binding. NCBI's taxonomy places the organism in Eukaryota, Metazoa, Chordata, Actinopteri, Cypriniformes, Catostomidae. Gene Ontology annotation, cellular component: cytosol; phagophore assembly site membrane; extrinsic component of membrane. Bases 281 to 1627 code for a protein of 448 amino acids.
CGCAACAACUAUCAGCUGGGUUUGUUUUGCUUCAUGUUGACCGUUUCUGUAUGCUCCGCUUGAAGUCGUACAUUUACAGAAACCUCGCGUUUUGAUUCAUUAAUGUGAGGCAGGAGGAUCGUUGAAGUACCGGAGUAUAUUUUGUCCUUCCACUUUGUUCGGACCAUCCAGUUUUUCUUCAGUAGGUCUUUCGGUUUGCCACUAUUUUUCCAAGAGGUCCAACCGAUCCCAGGCCUCCGAUCCAGGGCGGAGGGAGGGAAGGAGGUCGUUGGGAAUCGGGAUGGAGACAGCAGAGGGAGCGGACGGUCCUGGCGGCCCGCCGGGGCUCUGCUGCGCUUCUUUCAACCAAGACUCCACGUCAUUGGCUGUGGGCACCAAAACUGGAUACAGACUAUUCUCUGUGACCUCAAUGGACAAACUGGACUGCAUUCAUGAGAGUGCAGAAACUCCAGACGUGUUCAUCGUGGAAAGGCUUUUCUCCAGCAGCCUGGUGGUGGUGGUGAGUCAGUCCAUGCCACGUCGCAUGAAUGUCUACCACUUCAAAAAGGGCACGGAGAUUUGCAACUACAGCUACUCGAACAACAUUCUUGCAGUGCGCCUGAACAGACAGAGACUGGUUGUUUGUCUGGAAGAAUCCAUUUAUAUUCACAAUAUAAAGGACAUGAAACUCCUGAAGACCCUUCUCAGCACACCAUCCAACCCAUCAGGUCUCUGUGCUCUCUCCAUCAACCAUUCGAACUCUUUCCUGGCAUACCCUGGCAGUGACACCAUCGGAGAAAUUAUUGUCUACGAUGCCAACAAUCUGAGCACUGUGACCAUGAUUCCAGCCCACGAUAGUCCACUGGCCGCCAUCACCUUCAGUGCCUCUGGCACCAAACUGGCCAGCGCUUCUGAACGGGGCACUGUGAUUCGAGUGUUCUCCAUUCCAGAGGGACUGCGCUUGUUCGAGUUCCGGCGGGGCAUGAAAAGGUAUGUCAGCAUCAGCUCCCUUUCCUUCAGCCCGGAUGCUCAGUUCCUCUGUGCCUCAAGCAAUACAGAGACAGUGCACAUUUUCAAACUGGAACAGCAUAGCCCAAGUGGGGAGGAGGAAAAUCCCUCUUGGUCAACAUAUGUAGGAAAGAUGUUCACAGCAGCCAGCAGUUACCUCCCAGCACAGGUGUCAGGCAUGAUGAGUCAAGACCGAGCCUUCGCUACCGUCCGUCUCCAGAUGGCUGGUCAGAAGAAUGUCUGUGCCCUGGCAACAAUCCAGAAGCUUCCACGGUUGCUUGUAGCCUCCUCUGACGGGCAGCUAUUUAUCUAUAACAUUGAUCCUCAAGAUGGGGGUGAGUGUACUUUGGUGCAGAAGCAUAGGUUGUUUGGAUCAGACGAGGAGCAGCAGGAGACAUCUGAACCUACAGAGCCACCACAACCAUGCCAGUCUUAUGCUGCCACUGUGGCCAUCCCCUCCUCUGGACCUGUUACUGCUACUCUCACAGGGUACUCAGAGGAUGGGGGAGCUAAGAAGGGUGAGGUGAUUCCUGAACACGAGUUUGCAGCAGGGCCUGUUUGCCUGGAUGACGAAACGGAAUUUCCUCCCAUAAAUUGGUGCCGUGAUGGAUCUGGGCGAGGCAAAGGGAGACGUCCGUGAGAGGGUAGAGGACAGGUGGAGGCAACAACAGUCACAGGAGGAUCCUCAGUGCAUGACCAAGGACAAACAAAGAAAUAAAAAAAUAAAAAACUAACUUCAGGGUGCUAAAUUAUAAACGGAACGGUUGAAAUGAUAUCUUGAUUUCUGUUGAUCAGGGAUUUGGGUCGUUGUCACUCAAUCCCCUGAAGGGUGUGUUAUACAUGAGGUGCAUGACUGAAAUAUAACCACAUAUUGUUAUAGUUACGUAAGACAUAUUGUAUUAGUUAAGUCGUAGUAAUGUAGCAGUUUAUUAUUUUAAUUUAUAACACCAUCAUUGAAUCAUAAGAGGAGAGGAAUUACUUUUUUUUACAUAUGUGUUUUUGCUGUAUUGAUUCUUAAUAUGUUUACAUGUUACCAUCUUCCUGAAUACUAAUACAGCGGGAUGUUUUGUAUGUAUGUGCCUAUGAUAUUACUUGUAAGAGUGCAAAGUAUUUUGCUGGAUUGCUCAAGACCAAAAGAUAUAAAAAAAGAAAUGAAUAUGUAGGAAAUAUAUUAGGAAUGAAAUUAUACAUAGCA